Molecule: messenger RNA, 1990 nt
Organism: Aspergillus homomorphus CBS 101889
Lineage: Eukaryota; Fungi; Ascomycota; Eurotiomycetes; Eurotiales; Aspergillaceae
Gene: nsdD
Product: GATA-type sexual development transcription factor NsdD
Exons: 3
Coding region: 322-1833 (503 amino acids)
Biological process (GO): regulation of DNA-templated transcription
Molecular function (GO): sequence-specific DNA binding; zinc ion binding
Source: RefSeq, a predicted model, not a curated record
CCUCCGAUAAUACCUGGUUGAGCGAGGCGAUUUCAGUCAUCUCUACGUCGGUUCAAUUUCGCAGCCGUUCUACCGAAAUCAACUGUCGCGGACCCCUAGCUCAUCCAAGGAGCAUUCAUUAUUACAACCCGCUUACAUCUCGUUGCCUUUGUUCCUUCCGCCUUCGCUGCGCAGCUCUCGUCGUCAAAGCGCUUUCGGCCCACUCGCGCGACACGUCACAAUAUCUAUAUAUCCCCCACCCGGCACGAUCUCUACACGCGCGGUGGAUGAGACUUACGCAGACAUUUGAUCCUCAUUACCCUGUUAUUAUCUACUGGCGCGAUGGGGUCGAUAGAAGCUGAGCAUAGACACAGAGAGCAUCUUCCAGUCCUGGGAUUCUUUGGCAAAGACGGACCUAAUUACACUGCGAAGCAUCCUUCUGCCGCGAUAGGCCCGACAUCUUCACCCACACCACUUUUAAGUCCAACAGCCAUGUACCCUUCGCAAUCCUUACCCUACUCCUUCUCCACGUCCGCCAGCACGGUUUCUCUGCAGGGUGGAUAUAUAUCACCACCAGAUUCGCGACGCGCACUCGAGGAGGAGAAGGAAAAGCCUCCGCAGAGACAGUCGCUCCCUUCAAUCCAUGAGGCUCUGGGAAAUGAUAACCCCUUGCCCUACCCUGCGCCAACCUCUGCCCCUCCGCAACAGGCUCACCAUGCACCUCACCCCCAUCCCCUGUCGUCCAAUGUCGUCGGGCGACCGGGCACAGAAGGACCCCCCGGGCCGCCCAAUCCGUUCUCGAACGGCGCUUCGACUGGCACAUUCAUGCGCGAGUCGACAUUCCCCCAUCAACCUCAGUUGCAAGCAGAAGUGUCGCGGUCGAGCUUGGCCUCAAUAAAUACCCAGGACUCUAGACCUACAUCGCUGCAGUCGUUAAGCUCCGGCAAAUCACCUACCCAAAGUGCUAAAACUGGUCUCACUUCGAUCUCCGGCUCUCAAACCGGUUCUGGUUAUGAGUACAGCGCACCGCCUUCCGCCGGUAGUGUAACUUCUCCCCACGGCUAUGGUACUUUCUCGCAGUCUUUCCAGUUCCAGUCGCAGGCUCCCCUUAAUGCGCCGUCGUAUCCUUCAACUCCGUACGAUACCCGACCUUACGUUGGGCCAGGCUGGAAACCAGGAAUGCCUGAGGCUGCUCGCGCCGAUGAGAUGAAAGGUGUACUUUCCGCCCGCCCUCCGUUGGCUGGACAACACCAUGGCGAUCACGUCAAGCGCCAUCUGGAUAUUUACGAUGUGGAGACCUCACUGAAUGAAAUAGCUGAGAUCAGCACUCGAAGUCUGGAUUUCUCGCGUCACUAUGCAGCCAGAGCGCACCAAACGCAGCGCUCCGGCCCAGUGAUGGGGUCGCUGCCUUCUUUGCACGAGAUUGAGGAGAUACUCAAUCUACAGCGCCGUAACCAGGACGCUUUGAUUCGCAUACGAACUGCAGUGUUGAAUCAAGAGCAUGCUUUGGCUGAGCAAAUGGCGCAAAGAAAAGCUUUCAAAGCCGGAGGCAUGCAUGGUGAUGAUCACGUGGCGAUGUAUCAAGAAGACUAUAAGGGCAAUGGCGGAUUCGCGGGCGCUGAUUCAAAAAAGAGACGAGGGAAAGCUGCUCCUCCUGGUCGUUGCCAUAGCUGCAAUCGUGCCGAAACGCCUGAAUGGCGCCGUGGUCCGGAUGGAGCGCGGACUUUGUGUAAUGCCUGCGGGUUGCACUAUGCCAAAUUGACGCGCAAGAUGGGCGCCAACAAGGCUGCGUCCAUGGGUUCAAAUCUGAGACCCAAGACCGCACUCGAUACCUCGUCACCAAGUAGCCAUUAAGAUUAUCAGCAACUCGGCGUUGGGACUGGCUUUGGGUUUAGAAGCAUCAGGCGUUCCGAGUCCCGUUUGCUUUUAUUCAUCAACACAUCCUCUUGUGGGAUUUUUUUUGUGGGUUUCAUGCGAUUCGCUUCCAGGUUGGCUGGUUCCCAAAACGUCC